Leptosomus discolor (cuckoo roller) is the source of this 1156-nucleotide messenger RNA. The record is from RefSeq and is a predicted model, not a curated record. Lineage: Eukaryota; Metazoa; Chordata; Aves; Leptosomiformes; Leptosomidae.
ACAUGUUGUUCUUUGUGUUUCUCUUUCCUACAGCUCAGCGAAAAGUACGGUCCUGUCUUCACAAUAGAUUUAGGCCCACAAAAAGCUGUGGUGCUGCAUGGCUAUGAUGCUGUGAAAGAAGCUCUGAUUGAUCAGGCAGAUGACUUCAGUGGAAGAGGCAAUCUACCACUAUUUCAGAGACUCUUCCAAGGCACAGGCAUUGUGACCAGCAAUGGGGAGACCUGGAAGCAGCUCCGACGAUUUGUGCUCACCACCUUGCGGGAUUUUGGGAUGGGGAAGAAGGGCAUCGAGGAGCGAAUCCAGGAGGAAGCUCAUUUUCUGGUGGAGAGGAUCAGGAACACACACGAGCAACCCUUCAACCCCGGCACCUUCUUGGUCCACGCUGUUUCCAACAUCAUCUGCUCAAUCGUCUUUGGGGAUAGGUUUGACUACGAGGACAAGAAAUUUCUAAAUUUAAUUGAGUUGCUAGAGGAAAACAACGAACUCCAGAACUGUAUACAAGCACAGUUAUACAAUUUCUUCCCAACUGUCAUGGAGUAUUUACCUGGGCCUCAUCAAAAAAUGAUAAAAAAUCUUGAAAAAGUUGAUCAAUUUACUGUUGAAAUCAUAGCGGAGCACCAGAAAACCCUGGAUCCCAGUUGUCCUCGAGAUUUUAUUGAUGCUUUUCUCAACAAAAUGGAGCAGGAGAAAGGGAAUGGUCACUCAGAAUUCAAUGUUGAGACCUUAAGCAGAACCACGCUUGACUUGUUCCUCGCAGGAACAGGGACCACCAGCACCACGCUGAGACAUGGACUUCUGAUUCUCCACAAAUACCCAGAGAUAGCAGAGAAAAUGCAAAAGGAGAUUGACAGUGUGAUUGGCCGAGACCGAAGCCCCUGCAUGGCAGAUCGGAGCCAGAUGCCCUACACAGAUGCUGUGGUCCAUGAAAUCCAGAGAUUCAUUGAUUUCCUUCCACUAAAUGUCCCACAUGCUGUGAUUAAAGACACCAAGUUCAGAGACUAUUUUAUCCCCAAGGAUACUCUAAUAUUCCCUGUGCUGACUCCUAUCCUACAUGAUAGCAAGGAAUUUCCAAAUCCAGAAAAAUUUGAUCCAGGACAUUUCCUGAAUGCAAAUGGUACCUUUAGAAAGAGUAACUACUUCAUGCCAUUUUCUGCAG